AUGGAUGAUGUAUACAAUGCUUUGGCUGAACGGCUGGUUCGAACUGCAGCAGCAGCAUCAAAUUUCCAUUUCAAGCAUAUCGUGGGUUUGGCUGGUACUCCUGGUUCAGGAAAGAGCACUCUUGCAUUUGAGGUAGCUCGGCGUGUCAACACAUUAUGGCCCCAAAAAUCUUUUUUGCUUGAUUCUUCUGUUGAGCCUCCUGAUGUGGCUUUAGUUCUUCCCAUGGACGGAUUCCAUCUAUAUCGUCAUCAACUGGAUGCAAUGGAGGAUCCCGAGGAAGCAUAUGCAAGAAGGGGAGCUCCAUGGACAUUUGACCCUGAACUACUUCUGAGAUGUCUCAGGACUCUGAGGAAUGAGGGAUCAGUUUAUGCUCCAUCAUUUGACCAUGGUGUUGGUGAUCCUGUUGAAGAUGAUAUUUUUGUGAACUUUCAGCACAAAGUAGUGAUAGUUGAAGGUAAUUAUUUGCUUUUGGAAGAAGGGAGUUGGAAGGAGAUAUCUUACUUGUUUGACGACAAGUGGUUCAUUGAGGUUGAUAUUGACAAAGCAAUGCAACGGGUUUUGAAGAGACACAUAUCAACUGGAAAGCCCCCAGAUAUUGCUAAAUGGAGGAUAGAGUACAAUGACCGACCAAAUGCGGAGCUUAUAAACAAGUCCAAGACAAACGCAGAUUUGGUAAUCAAGUCCAUCGACUUCUCAAGUUGA
Ilex paraguariensis (yerba mate) is the source of this 702-nucleotide messenger RNA. Lineage: Eukaryota; Viridiplantae; Streptophyta; Magnoliopsida; Aquifoliales; Aquifoliaceae. The record is from the annotation of a GenBank genome assembly.